AUGGGCAGCAGUUUGAAAGGUUAUUGGAGCUCUCCUGUUUCUGGCACUGUUUCUGUCUGUUUGUGUGCCCAGGGGAGAUAUGCAUUCAAGCUGCUGAAUGAUUUAUUUGUGAAUUACACCAAUGCACUGAGGCCUGUGGAGGACACUGACAACAUCAUUAACGUCACCUUGCAGAUCACUCUCUCGCAGAUCAUUGACAUGGACAAAAGAAACCAGAUCCUCACAACAUACUUGUGGAUUCGUCAGGUGUGGUUUGAUGCCUACCUCACCUGGAAUAAUACAGACUACGAUGGGCUUGAUACCAUCCGUAUACCUAGUAGUUAUGUAUGGAGACCUGAUAUUGUCCUAUAUAACAAUGCAGAUGACCAGUUCUCCAGCUCUAUGGAGACUAAUGUGGUGAUCCGCCAUGAUGGCCAGAUUAUGUGGGACCAGCCGGCAAUAACCAAGAGCUCCUGCAAAGUGGAUGUGUCUUACUUCCCUUUUGAUGCCCAGCAGUGCCGCCUCACCUUUGGCUCUUGGACCCACAACGGCAACCAGAUGGAUCUUCAUAAUGCCCUGGACAGUGCUGAUCUGGCUGACUUUGUGGAGAAUGUAGAGUGGGAGGUUCAGGGAAUGCCUGCAAAGAAGAACAUUAUUCUCUAUGGCUGCUGCUCAGACCCCUAUCCAGAUAUCACGUACACACUUCACCUGAAGAGAAGAGCUUCCUUUUACAUCUUUAAUCUGCUCAUUCCCUGCAUGAUGAUCUCCUUCUUGGCUCCGCUAGGCUUCUACCUUCCAGCCGACUCUGGAGAGAAAGUAUCAACAGUGUUACUAGCCCUUACCGUCUUCCAGCUUCUGGUUGCUGAAAGCAUGCCCCCUUCAGAGAAUGUGCCACUCAUUGGGAAAUAUUACAUCGCCACAAUGACCAUGAUUACAGCUUCUACAGCCCUGACCAUCUUCAUUAUGAACAUCCACCACUGUGGACCAGAGGCUCAGCCUGUUCCUGCAUGGACACGUCGCUUUAUCCUGCACUACUUGGCUCGAAUUUGCUUUGUCUAUGACAUGGGAGAAAGCUGCCUGUCUGUGUACACAGACAAACCUGCACAGAAGGGAAGCAACUGCACUUUAAAUGGACAGGCUGUGGACGAGGACUUCGCUCUGAGGGUACGAGGCAUUUCAGCUGGUGAAGGGUGUUCACAGAAGAUAAAAGAUCCAUUAAAUGAAGAUGUCAGUCCGACCUUAUCUCCCCGGCAAGGUAAAGAGUGCCAUACUGGCUGGAUAGAUGGUACACGUGUGGGCAUUGACUAUGGAGAGGUUGCAGGAGCUACAGUAGAGAGAGGGAGCUAUCCCAGCAGAGCAACUGGGAAAGAAUCACAAAACAUCCUGAGGAAUAUCGAGUACAUCGCUAACUUUUAUCAUGAACAGAAGGCCACACAGAGACGAAAUGGGGAGUGGCGGAAAGUUGCCAAAGUCAUGGAUCUCUUUUUUAUGUGGAUAUUCUUUAUCAUGGUCUUCUUUAUGAGUUUGCUUAUUAUAGGGAAAGUUGUCUGA
Sinocyclocheilus anshuiensis is the source of this 1530-nucleotide messenger RNA. Its product is annotated as neuronal acetylcholine receptor subunit alpha-10-like. NCBI's taxonomy places the organism in Eukaryota, Metazoa, Chordata, Actinopteri, Cypriniformes, Cyprinidae. The transcript has 6 exons. Bases 1 to 1530 code for a protein of 509 amino acids. Gene Ontology annotation, biological process: monoatomic ion transmembrane transport. Gene Ontology annotation, molecular function: transmembrane signaling receptor activity; acetylcholine-gated monoatomic cation-selective channel activity. The record is from RefSeq and is a predicted model, not a curated record. Gene Ontology annotation, cellular component: postsynaptic membrane.